Molecule: messenger RNA, 426 nt
Organism: Dibothriocephalus latus
Lineage: Eukaryota; Metazoa; Platyhelminthes; Cestoda; Diphyllobothriidea; Diphyllobothriidae
Source: the annotation of a GenBank genome assembly
AUGGACAACGAGCCUCGGCAAGUGGGCUGCAACGGAAGCGGUUGGCCAAUCUUUUCCACCUCCAAUGAGGAUGAAUACCUCCCUGCUGAGAGGGAGGGCGAAGUGAAGCACGAUUUAGAAACUCCACCUCCUUCGUUACGGAGCUGGGUUACCGAGGUGUCUCAGGGCCCAGCUGCAGCCGCAAUUUCCAACAUUGAGCGCCGCCUGGCUUCAAUGGACCAGGGAAUAAAUGGCCGAUUAAAUAUUAUGGAUGGCCGACUGGCUGUCCUGGAGGGUGCUGUUCUCAGGCAACCGACAACAACGGCUGCGAUGACGACGUCCCGCAUAGUAGCGUGCCCAGUUUCGUCGCCUACAUCGUCCCUGGGCGAUUCCGAGGACUCGGAGAUAAGAGUCGCAUACAAUAAAUAUCUGGAGCAGACGGUAUAA